Thermothielavioides terrestris NRRL 8126 is the source of this 2742-nucleotide messenger RNA. RefSeq lists its product as uncharacterized. The transcript has a single exon. Gene Ontology annotation, molecular function: mRNA binding. The coding region runs from base 120 to 2507 and encodes 795 amino acids. Gene Ontology annotation, cellular component: cytoplasmic stress granule. The record is from RefSeq and is a predicted model, not a curated record. Gene Ontology annotation, biological process: mRNA splicing, via spliceosome. NCBI's taxonomy places the organism in Eukaryota, Fungi, Ascomycota, Sordariomycetes, Sordariales, Chaetomiaceae.
ACAUUCCAGCGCGCUUAUCCGUCCUUCUCGUGCCUUUGACCGGGCACGUCUAAUCCUUCAAAACGGCGGUCCUAUCUCACCAGACGCGGGACAGUCUUGUCCCUCCGCAUCUUCUGGGGAUGCAGGACGUGCCGGGUCACCAUGCCGGGCCCAGCGCCCCGGGCCGCUUCGGCCACGCUUCGAAGCCCUCCAACAGCGACACGGGCUUCUCGCACGGCGCCUUCACCUCCAACAUCUCUGGCUUCGCCGAUAGGCAUCCUCGCCGUGGCAACAUUCCCACCAUUAACACGCAGCAGGUGCCGCAUCGCCAGCAGGCGCCCGCCAAUAGCGCAGACCUGACCACUCCGGGCACUGCCUUUGACAUGCAGUUCACGCCUCUGCUGCCGUCUCAGCUGCUGCUCGGCAGCCCGUUCCAGCCCGGCACCCCGGCCGCCUUCGCCAGCCCGCACUUCCAGAAUGUGAGCAACUUCCAGCAGGCCCAGCAGCAGAACCUCCAGCAGCAGCAGAACGGUCCGUCGAGCCCGGUCCAGCAGAGCAUCUCGCCCCAGAUGUACCAGUCCAUCGUGUCCCCCUCGGCCUACGGUGCGCCGCAGUUCUACACGCCCCAGUCCCCGACGGGCUCCUUCAACAACGUGACCGGCCAGAUCCAGGUUCCGAUGCAGCCGACGUCGCCUGUGUCGAUGGGCCCCGGUAUCGUCACCGGCACCAGCCGGACCGUCUACCUCGGCAACAUCCCGCCCGACACGUCCGCGGAGGAGAUCCUUGGCCACGUGCGCAGCGGCCAGAUCGAGUCGGUGCGCCUCCUCCCGGAUAAGAACUGCGCCUUCAUCUCGUUCCUGGACGCCAGCUCCGCCACUCAUUUCCACUCUGAUGCCAUCUUGAAAAAGCUCUGCAUCAAGGGCCAGGAUAUCAAGAUCGGCUGGGGCAAGCCGUCGCAGGUCCCGACCUCGGUGGCGCUUGCUGUCCAGCAAUCCGGUGCGUCUCGGAACGUCUACCUCGGGAACCUGCCCGAGGACAUCACGGAGGAAGAGCUGCGCGAGGACCUGGGCAAGUUUGGCCCCAUCGACACGGUGAAGAUUGUGCGCGAGAAGAACAUUGCUUUUGUGCACUUCCUCUCCAUUGCCAACGCCAUCAAGGCCGUUUCCCAGCUCCCCCAGGAGGCAAAGUGGCAGGCGCCCCGCCGGGUCUACUACGGCAAAGAUCGGUGUGCCUAUGUUUCCAAGACGCAGCAGCAGAACGCCGCCCAGUAUCUUGGAAUCGCCCCGGGCUACGCGCACAUGCUGACCGGCGCCGACCGUGAUCUCAUCUCGAACGCCCUGGCUCAGCAAUCGGUGGCUGCCGCUGCCGUGGCCACGACGGCGGGCGGCAUCGGCAACCUGGGGAACCGGACCAUCUACCUCGGCAACAUCCACCCGGAGACGACGAUCGAGGAGAUCUGCAACGUCGUGCGGGGUGGUCUUCUGCACCACAUCCGCUACAUCCCGGACAAGCACAUCUGCUUCGUGACCUUCAUCGACCCCACCGCUGCGGCGUCCUUCUACGCGCUCAGCAGCCUGCAGGGCCUGAUGAUCCACAACCGCCGGCUUAAGAUCGGCUGGGGCAAGCACUCGGGUGCGCUCCCCCCUGCGAUCGCGCUGGCAGUCAGCGGUGGUGCGUCGCGCAAUGUCUACAUCGGGAACCUCGACGAGACGUGGACGGAGGAUCGACUGAGGCAGGAUUUCUCCGAGUACGGCGAAAUCGAGCUGGUGAACACGCUGCGCGAGAAGAGCUGCGCAUUUGUCAACUUCACAAACAUCGCGAAUGCGAUCAAGGCUAUCGAGGCGGUCAGGGGGAAGGAGGAGUACAAGAAGUUCAAGGUGAACUUUGGCAAAGAUCGGUGCGGUAACCCGCCGCGGCAGCUGCAACAGCAGUCUCCGCGUGGCGAUCAGGCCCCGUCGCCACCUGCCAACGGGGCGAGCCAGAACGGCAACUCGCCGACUGGCCCCAACGCCGCCACUGCUGCGACGCUGUUCAACACGACCAACAACCCGCUGACCAUGUACCUGAACCACAUCGCGCAACAGGCGCAGCAGCAGCAGCAACAACAGCAGCAAGUGCUCGCUGCUCAGCAGGCUGCGCUGUUCGGAACGGCGGCGUCGUCGCCCAACGAGCCCGGUCUCACGCUGGAGGUUCCGCAGGGCCCCGUUCCGGGCCACCAGCAGUCGGCCAGCAUCUCCAACGGCUUCGUCACGAACCCGUCCACGUCGGGCGCGCCCACCAUCGGCGGCCUGCUCGCCCCGGGUAACCCGCGCGCCUCUCACAGCCGCGCCGUCAGCCUGCCGGCGUUCGCACCCGGCUUUGAGAACGGCGGCACGAGCCCCAACAGCCUCCACGGCAGCACCGGGGGCGGCGACGGCGAGCGUCGCGGCCACCAGUACCAGGCUAGCUUUGGCGGCAUGGGCGCCGGCUUCGGGCUGGCGAUUCAGGGAAAUCUGAACGGCUGGGUCGAGGAGGAGGUUGCCAACUGAGCGCCGCGUUUUUAGACCUGCCUGGUCUGAUGACGCGCGCGAAACGGCGGGCCGAAACCCGGGAACAACAGAUUUGGAAGUAUUUUUGUUGUAAUUUGGCUGUUUUUUUGGGUCAGUUCUAGCUUUGGCGCCUCUGUUCUUUUUUCUUUUGUGCCGACGCUGUUUUCUUACAAACCCACCUCGUUCCUUGUAAUAGCACUGCUUUCUCUUGUAUCAUGUUUGAGUUUUUUUUUGU